Molecule: messenger RNA, 1848 nt
Organism: Purpureocillium takamizusanense
Lineage: Eukaryota; Fungi; Ascomycota; Sordariomycetes; Hypocreales; Ophiocordycipitaceae
Exons: 5
Coding region: 1-1602 (533 amino acids)
Biological process (GO): transmembrane transport
Cellular component (GO): membrane
Molecular function (GO): myo-inositol:proton symporter activity
Source: RefSeq, a predicted model, not a curated record
AUGACACCUCCGUCAUCGGAUGAAGCCUCGCAAACACAUGCGGAUCAAAAGGACAUGCUGGACAAGGUAAACACGUUCAAUGGCAGCACAAAUCACCUGGAAGACCCCAAUGAUGCUGCCUACGACGACUCAAUUGAAGACACGGCGCCGUCACGAGCAGUAUGGCUCAUCACCUUUACCGUGGCCAUGGGCGGCUUCCUUUUUGGUUACGACACGGGAUAUAUAUCCGCAGUGUUAGUUACGAUAGGCGCCGACCUCGGCCACAAGCUCUCAUCCAAGGAGCAAGAGCUCAUCACCUCCCUCACAUCUGGCGGGGCACUCAUCGGCGCGCUCAUCGCCGGUCUCCCUGCCGACAAGUACGGUCGUAAGCUUGGCAUCUAUAUUGGAUGCGCCCUAUUCCUCGCUGGGUCGGUGAUCCAGGCUGCCGCAUUUCACGUUGCGCAAAUGGCUGUGGGUCGCUUUGUAGUCGGGCUGGGAGUUGGCUCCGCGGCCAUGAUCGUGCCCCUGUACAUUGGUGAAAUCGCCCCCGCCAAGUAUCGCGGUCGCAUGAUUGCGUUUGACAAUAUGAGCGUCACCCUCGGUCAGCUUGUGUCCUACGGCCUCGGCGCCGCCUUCACGGACGUGUCCCACGGCUGGCGAUAUAUGGUCGCUGUCGGCGGUGUUCCCCCCAUCGUUUUGGCGGCGCUUCUGCCGUUUUGCCCCGAGUCUCCCAGACAACUGAUUGCUCAUGGGCACAUGGACGAAGCGAACCGGGUCAUCGCCAAAGUGUAUCCCUUCGCCACGGAUGAGCAGGUGAAGGCCAAGACAAAUCACAUUCUAUGCACUAUCCGCGCGGAAUCCAUGGCCGAGAAGAGCCUUUGGUGGCAGUUCAAGCAGCUCCAUUGCGUGCCGUCCAACUUGAGAGCGCUCAUCGCGGCGUGCGGUGCCAUGGCUAUCUCCCAGCUCGGAGGCUUCAAUACGCUCAUGUACUAUUCCGGCACCUUGUUUGCCUUGGUCGGCUUUGACAAACCUACCUUGGUUUCGUUGGUCGUGGGGGCGACCAACUUCGUCUUCACUCUUUUCAACAUGUUCAUCAUCGACAAGGUGGGCCGGCGAAGGAUUCUGAACUGCACUGUCAUUGGCAUGUCGUUUAGCAUGGCUUUGACGGCCGUUGCAUUCCACUUUAUCCCCGUAUCGAAAGACCUGGUGCUGGAAGCAAAGUCUGUCAACUGGGCUGGGACUCUGGUCCUCGCCAUGAUCAUCAUCUACAUUGGAUUCUACGCCAGCGGCGUUGCAACAAUAGGAUGGAUCGGGACUGAGCUUCUGCCCACCGAAGUGCGCGCUCUGGGCACUACCAUGAACACCAUCACAUGCUGGGGCUGCAACCUCAUCAUCGCGUCUACCUUUCUUUCCAUGAUGAAGGGCCUGACACCGAGCGGCGCGUUCGGCUUCUAUGCGGGCAUCUGCUUCUUUGGUUGGGUGUUUCUUCUCUGCUGCUAUCCUGAAGUCAAGGGACUCGCGCUCGAGGACGUCAGGCAGGUGUUUGCGGAUGGCUUUGGUGUCCGGAAGGCCGCUGCGAUGCAAAAGGAACUCAAAGCCGCGCGCAGGCAGACGAUUGUUUGAGCACGUAGUAGUGGAGGAGGACAUGCGUUCGGCAUUGCGGUGCUGAAUCUGGACAUAAUUCUCAAUGGUAUUCACGUACUUGAGAGAGAUUGGGCACAUGCUGAAGUGCAUGGCUGUUGCAGCUUGUAAACGCCCUUAUAAAAACCCAGUCUAGCCCAGAGCGCCGUAUAUCCAUCCAAAGGCACAAUCCUUGUUUUAAUCGCACAGAUCAUGUAUGAUAGCAACUUCCCCACGGUUCCCAGCAGC